CGUUGGGGCCCGGCUCGCUGGAAUUGGAGACUGGAGCGGUCAUGGAAGCGCUUAGGUGCUCGGAGCACGGAACCGUCUGCUUUCUCAAGACUGGCGUCCGCGAUGGUCCCAACAAAGGAAAGAGCUUCUAUGUGUGCCCGGCGAACUCUUGCAGCUUAGUGCUGGCAGCCGACAUUCCUGUUUCUCAUUGUUUAUUGCAUGAGGACUGUGUGGUAGCACUUCAGGGCUUGCUGCUACCGCCGGGCAAGGAAGAAUACAGGUUGUUCUUCCAGUGCGUUAGAAGUAAGGCAGCAGGGAAGCAGUGGUGCGGAAGUAUCCCAUGGCAGGAGCCCGGUUCCAAAGAACAUCCUGUAACCCACAAGUGUGAGAGCGCCUCUGAGCCACUUCAUUAUCCUUCCAACCAGCAGAGAAACCCGUUCAAGGUACUUGACAAGAAUCAAGAACCGUCUCUCUGGAAACAGUUCACCAAAGGCGAAGGUGAGAAAAAGAUGGCUGACAAGAAUCAAAAGGAAAAAGGAGAUGUGUUCUUGGAUCAAAAGAAGGAAUGGAAGGCUGAAUCCAACUGCUGGAUGAAGAAAGAUCUCUCCUCUGGCCUGGAGGUAAAGAAAAAACAAGCUGCCGGUCAAGAGAAGCAUGGAGUGGAGAAAGAGUUUCAGUGUGAAGCAAAGGAGAGCAAAGGGAUGCACAGAAGAGACCUUUCUGGGGUUGAAUCCAAACAGGGCCACGGCGAUGAGCUGAGAAAACCGUCCGGAUCUCUUCAGGAGAAAUCAAAUGUUGAGAGUCAUCAUGUCCAAAAAACAUCAGAGCCUCUGAGGGAAAAGGAACCCAAGCCUUUGCCUGGAAUUACUCAUGGUCAGAACCCAACAAUCAAGCCCCAGACAGGGGGCCACCUCAACAAAGAGCACUCCAAGAGCCGGGAGCCUAGAGAAGCAAAGGCAGGGGGUGACCCAAGCACGCAGUCCAAUCAGCACUCGGAGCCUCGGGAUGUGCCUGCCCCACAAGGACCGUCUGCACAGUGCGCACCAGCUGCUGUGGCGCGCCCCCUGGGAGAGGGCCCAGAAGCGGGCUCCAGCCAUGGUGACCAUGGGCAAGGUACUGCUGUUUCCCCGAAGCCUCCCUUGCUCUUUGACUUGACUCUGGACUCACAGAAUGAGAACCGCCUUUCAUUCCCUGGUCAGAGCGUGCAAAGAAACACAUCUGCCACCUCAGGAGUUUCCAAGAAGGUGGAACCUUCAGACCCGGUAGCCCAACGUGUGUACCUCACGACACAACUGAAACAAAAGAAGAGCACACUGAAAUCCGUGAACCUCCAGGCUCUUCCAGACAAGGGUCAGAAGUUGCUUAAGCAGAUCCGGGAGUUGGAGGAAGCCCUGGGAGCUCUUGCCCUCUCCCCAGAGCCAGACGCUAAUGAGAAGAGUGACACUCAAGUACCACAGCAGAGAAACCUCACCAAAACUGCCGCUGACCUCCCUCGCUUGGUACCUCCCCCACCCCUGCAGGAUCAGGGACUGCAGCCUCUGGGUUCUCAAGGACUGAAGGCCGUCUGCCCACUAGCUGCUGGGGGAUCCAGCUGGUGCUAUGGAGGCCCUCCCAAACCAGAUGGCCCUCAUGCAGUGUGGAAAAUCAUAAGUAAAGCCAUUGACGAGCUACAUCAGUCACUGGAGUCGCGGCCUGCCGAGACAGCUUUGGCAGAGGAUCCCCCCGGGCUGAAGGUCCCUUUGCUACUGCACCAGAAACAGGCGUUGGCCUGGUUACUAUGGCGGGAAAGUCAGAAGCCACAUGGAGGAAUUCUGGCGGAUGAUAUGGGAUUAGGAAAAACUCUGACAAUGAUUGCACUCAUCCUGACCCAGAAGAAUCAGGAGAAAAAGAAAGAAGAAGACAAAAACAUGGCAUUGACCUGGCUUUCCAAAGAUGACUCCUCUGAGUUCACUUCCCACGGAACGCUGAUCAUCUGUCCUGCUUCCCUGAUCCAUCAUUGGAAAAACGAGGUGAUGAAACGUGUGGGCAGCAACACACUAAGAGUCUGUCUCUAUCAUGGGCCCAACCGGGAACAACGUGCAAAAGUACUAUCUACAUAUGACAUCGUGAUCACCACCUAUAACCUUCUGACCAAGGAAAUUCCCACACAGAAACAAGAGGGAGUGAUCCCGGGUGCAAACCCCAGUGCGGAGAAGGAGAUAGCAAAAACACCUUUGCUUCGAAUAGUCUGGGCUCGAAUCAUAUUGGAUGAAGCUCACUGUGUUAGGAACCCCCGAGUGCAGACUUCCACAGCUGUGUGCAAGCUAGAGGCCCAUGCCCGUUGGGCUGUCACCGGAACCCCCAUUCAGAACACCUUGUUGGACAUGUAUUCACUGCUGAAAUUUCUCCGUUGCUCACCAUUUGAUGAUAUCCGACUGUGGAAGAGCCAGGUUGACAAUGGUUCAAAGAAAGGAGGAGAACGGUUAAGUAUUUUAACCAAGAGCCUUUUGCUGAGGAGAACAAAAGACCAGCUGGACCCCACCGGCAAGCCCUUGGUGAUGCUGCCCCAGCGGAAAUUUCGGGUGCACCGAUUAAAGCUCUCUGAAGAGGAAGAGAAUGUUUACAGUGUCCUUUUGGCAAGAUCCAGGUCAGCUCUGCAAUCCUACCUCAAAGCAGGGCACGAAAGUGGAGGCAACCAGUCUGGAAGAAGCCCUGAUAAUCCAUUCAGUAAAGUGGCUCGGGAGUUUGGGUCCGGUGGGCCUGGAGCCUCUGCAGCCACGGACUCACAGCGGUCUGGCACCCCCCACGUACUGUUGACACAGCUGCUGAGACUCCGCCAAUGUUGCUGUCACCUUUCUCUGCUGACGUCGGCCCUGGAUCCGGCAGAACUGAAAAGCGAGGGCCUGGUCCUUUCUCUGGAAGAGCAGCUCAGUGCCUUGACGUUGUCCGAACUCUGUGAUGCAGAGCCUUCUCCCAUCAUUUCCCUUAAUGGUGAAUGUUUCAAGGCGGAGAUCUUUGAGAACACAAGAGCAAGCAGCAAGAUUUCAUCUCUGUUGGUGGAAUUGGAGGCAAUCCGAGGAAAUGGAGGGUCCCAAAAGAGCGUCAUCGUCUCCCAGUGGACCAGCAUGCUGCACGUGGUAGCCUUGCACCUGAAGAGGCACGGCCUGACUUAUGCCACCAUCGAUGGCUCUGUCAGCCCCAAACAGAGGAUGGACCUGGUGGAGGCAUUUAACAGCUCCAGGGGCCCUCAGGUUAUGCUAAUCUCUCUCUCGGCUGGAGGUGUUGGCCUAAACCUGAUUGGAGGAAACCAUCUUUUUCUUCUGGAUAUGCACUGGAAUCCAUCACUCGAAGACCAGGCUUGUGACCGAAUUUACCGAGUAGGGCAGCAGAAAGACGUUGUCGUGCACAAGUUUAUUUGUGAGGGAACAGUGGAAGAGAAGAUCUUACACCUUCAAGAAAAAAAGAAAACUUUGGCCAAACAGGUUCUAUCAGGAUCUGGAAAAUCUGUCAAGAAGCUCACGUUGGCUGACCUCAAAGUCCUUUUUGGCAUCUAACUUCCUGUUUACCGGGCUCAGGGUAGUGCUGCUGUUGGUUUGUGUUAGGAUCUGGGAGAGCGACCUACACGUGACCCUCCAAGCCCUCCUUGGCCCUAGGCCCUCCCUGGAAGGAGGCGUCAUCGAGCCUCAAUUACCAUGUUAACUAAUUGGUGAGUCAGGUUAAUCAAUCGACUUAUUUAAGAGUGACAGAGAAACUAAUGAACUACUUCAGAAAAAAGAAAAUGCCUGAGAGUUCAAGAACUUUGGAAAACAACGCCAGGACAGUUGUAGGAAAGCUUCAGUAAAAGCUCAAAACGCCGUCUGUUGCCUUUCUCUUCUCAGCUCAGGGGGGACCAGUGUCCCAGCUCCAUGCCAUCUGUCCCUCUCCCGCCAGUGAAGCUGCUCCUUUUAACAUGUCCCUGGGCGGAGCAGAGAGUGGACCCCGCGGCCAUGCCUCUGUAGCUGUCUCCACCAAACAGUUCUCCCUCACAGGCGUGAGACCAAGGAGGUGCCUCGUACGUGAGCAGGUGUCUGUUAUGGGCAUCAUCACAGCAUUCAGUAUUUGGUAUCGUUUCACCUAGUGCUGUUCCACUGUUUCCUGUCACUGUAAUAUCAUGUGCUACUUGUGAAAUAAAAUGGACUAUGUGUCUUUUUUUUUUUUAAUGUUUAUGUAUUUUUGAGAGAGAGAGUGAGCAAGUGCAAGCAGGGGAGGGGCAGAGAGAGAAGGAGACACAGAACCCAAAGCAGGCUCCAGGCUCUGGGCUGUCAGCACAGAGCCUGACACGGGGCUCGAACCCACAAACUAUGAGAUCAUGAGCUGAGCCAAAGUCGGACGCUUAACCGACUGAGCCAUCCAGGCGUCCCUGCUAUGUGUUGUUUUUUACAGUACAGGCAGACCUCCCUUCAUGGCGCCUUGUGGAUACUGCAUUUCUUAGCAACAGCAUUUGCUUACUUCCUGUCGGGGUCACAGUUCGGUAACAGUGUUUCAGGCUUUUCGUUAUAUUUGCGUGGCUGGGAUCUCAUGAUCAAACUUGAACAGAUGAGGAGCUGCUUCUGAUGGACGAGCAAAGACAGUGGUUUCUUGAGAUAGAAUCUGCUCCUGGUAAGGAUGCUGUGCAGACUGUCGAAAUGACAAUACAGGAUUUAGAAUAGUCCAGAAACUUACUUGAUAAAUCAGCAGGGUUUGAGAGGAUGGACUCCAAGUCUGAAAGAAGUCCUAUGGUGGGUAAGAUGCGGUCACACUGCAUCACAAGCUACAGACAAAUUGUUUGUGAAAUGAGGAGUCCCUCGUUACGACAGACUUCACUGUUGUCUUAAGAGGUUGCCACAGCCAACACCGUGAUCCAUGUCAAGGCAAGACCCUCCACCGAGUCUCUGAAAGUUCAGAUGAUAGCAUUUUUAGCAAUAAAAGAUUUUUAAAUUAACAUAUAAUAUAAUAUAUACGUUGUUUAGACAUACUGUUGCACAUGUAACAGACUACAGUAUGGCAUAAAUAUAAUAUUUAUAUGCACUGGGAAACCAAGAAAUUCAUCUGACUCACUUUACUGUGAUAUUUGCUGUACUGUGGCGGUCUGGAACCGAAUCGGCAAUAUCCGAGGUGUGCCUGUUUUUGCAUUUUUACAGAUUUACAAUAUUUGGAGCACUUUGUAUCACAGUCUCAUUUAGUAUUAGAUCAUGUUAGUAUUUCUGCCAUCAUAUCCUUUAGUAUUUGUAUGACGGUUGGUUUAACCCGAUAAAUGUGUGCCUGACACUGUAGCAAAGAUAA
This is a messenger RNA of Panthera uncia (snow leopard), 5259 nucleotides long. RefSeq names its product transcription termination factor 2 (gene TTF2). The transcript has 23 exons. Lineage: Eukaryota; Metazoa; Chordata; Mammalia; Carnivora; Felidae. Bases 42 to 3512 code for a protein of 1156 amino acids. Gene Ontology annotation, molecular function: ATP-dependent chromatin remodeler activity; zinc ion binding; ATP binding. The record is from RefSeq and is a predicted model, not a curated record.